GACCCCAACCCAAGUCAUCCCACUCCAUCGACCACCGUUACAAGAACCCUCCCCACAACCUCUCUCAUUUCUAACCCUUCAGAAUCAGAGUUCUGAGCUCACAACUUACAACAAUCUCUUCCCCACUUCACCUUCCUACUCCUCCAUCUCUGAAACUCACAACUCCGAGAAAACCAGAGAAGCAGCGCAACUCAAAUCUCCAAACUGGCGAUCGAUAAUCAAGAGUCCACGGUCAAGGAAAUCAAACCCAAGAGCAGAAGGAUCAUGGGAGCUGGAGGUCCGGAUGACGAUGACAACAGGUGGCCACCGUGGUUGCGCCCUCUCCUUCGAACACCUUUCUUUGUUCAAUGCAAGUUCCAUGCUGAUUCCCACAAGAGCGAAUGCAAUAUGUAUUGCUUGGACUGUAUGAAUGGGGCUCUCUGUUCUCUCUGCCUCGCUUAUCACAAGGACCACCGGGCCAUUCAGAUAAGGAGGUCUUCUUACCACGACGUGAUUAGGGUUUCUGAGAUUCAGAAGGUCUUGGACAUUAGCGGUGUUCAGACCUACAUUAUCAACAGCGCCCGGGUUGUGUUCUUAAACGAGCGUCCUCAGCCCAGGCCUGGAAAGGGGGUCACCAACACCUGCGAGGUCUGCGAGCGUAGCCUCCUCGAUUCCUUCCGAUUCUGUUCUCUUGGCUGCAAGAUUGUCGGAACCUCCAAAAACUUCCAGAAAAGGAAGCGUUCGUCAGCGACGGCGUCCGACUCAGAAGACUCGUACAGUAGCAGCAACCAUGACCACGAGAAGAAGAAGGUUCAGAGCUUUACCCCAUCAACGCCGCCCCCAACGCUCGUAAAUUACAGAACUGCCAAGCGAAGAAAGGGAAUUCCCCACAGAGCCCCUCUUGGAGGACUUAUCAUAGAAUACUAGAAUUACUAGUCAAAGUAGUAGUUUAUUACCUAGAUACCCAGAAUACCCCAGUGAAUAUUACAUUGUAGCCCCUGUUUGUAGCCUUGAUGUUUCUUUCUCUACGAAAGCCCUGCCCAGGCACUCGAGCUUUUUAGUAGUAUGGAAGCCGGUGUUGGGAACUGAAGCUCUCUCUUGUAUUGUUGUAUAUAGAAGGAAGCCUAAAGAAAAGACUGGAAAAGGAAUAAAAGGAAAAAUCGGCAGGAAUGGAAGGAGUUGAAAAUGAUUAGUUCUCUAUAUAAGGUACCUAAAAGUAAAAUGCCUAAGUUUUGUUAGGGGUUAAAAUGUAAAUAUAUUUUGUGAGCAGGGAUGACAAUGUAAUGAUAAUGAUAGACUUUGCCUAUAAAUGGAUUGGAAUAAUAAUAUGGUUCCACGUUCA
Messenger RNA from Nelumbo nucifera (sacred lotus), 1321 nucleotides. Its product is annotated as protein RGF1 INDUCIBLE TRANSCRIPTION FACTOR 1. The record is from RefSeq and is a predicted model, not a curated record. NCBI's taxonomy places the organism in Eukaryota, Viridiplantae, Streptophyta, Magnoliopsida, Proteales, Nelumbonaceae.